AUGGAGAGCAAGCCCAAUGUUUCUAGCAGCUCUGUGUCCGAUGAGAAUGUGAUAGUGAAGCAAAUUGAGGCCACCCAUGCCCCAGAUGGCCGAGACGUUGAUGCCAGACCCCUUCUCUAUCUUGUUGAGGACAUUCUUAAUCGUGCCACUGAUCUCAAUCCUGAUGCCAUCAUUUCAACCGGUACCCAAACACACAUUGAAAGCUUGGAGGAAAUGACCCACCAAUCUGCUUUCCUUGCCAUGCUUGAUUCCCUGUCAUAUACAAUUGAUCGAAUUUCCUGCGAGAUAUCAUACAAGGCUAGCGCUGUGAGUGGAAGUGGAACCGAUGCACACCAAACCACACUGUCGAUAUUUAACAUGCUAACAAACUAUGUAUGGGAUGCUAAGUUGAUGCUGGCCCUAACGGCUUUUGCUUUGCACUAUGGAGAAUUCUGGAUCCUUACCCAGAUUUACUCAACGAACCAACUUGUCAAAUCAGUAGUGCCGCACCUACCUAUACAAAAUGUCAUAACUGAGCAGGCAAGCGAACUGAAACCCAGUUUCGAUGCACUUAAUGAUCUAAUCAAGGCGAUAUUGGAAGUAACCCAGUGUGUAGUUGAGUUUAAACAACUUCCAUCCAUGUAUAUCACACCGGAUGUACCUGCAUUAUCCUCCGGCAAUAUUCCAGCUGCUGUGUAUUGGACCAUCAGGAGCAUCGUGGCCUGCGCAACCAAGAUUACUAGCUUCACUGGUUACGAGUUUGUGAUAUCCACCACAGAAGCAGGGGACUUAUCCACCCUGGCUCACAAGCUCAAAGACAUACAUGACCUUCUUGAGAAGCAGCUGGAAAUGUGCCACCAAUACAUAGAGGAGAAGAGGGAUGAGGAAGCUUAUCAGACGCUUAACAAACUGGUCUUCGAGAUGAUCCACAUUGAUAACAUGAGGGUUCUCAAGGCCCUGAUUAACCCUAGGGAUUAUCUGCAGCCGCUUGUUGACCGUUCCACCAAGCAAUUGGUUAACCUUGACGUUCUUAGGAGGAAAAACGUGCUAUUGGUCAUUUCAGGCCUGGACAUCUCGGAAUAUAAUGAGCUUGAACUUCUUCAAGAGAUUUAUGAGUACAGUCUCGAACGAACGACGCUAAAAGGUCAAUAUGAGUUUGUGUGGAUACCGGUUGUGGACCGUUCGAUCGAGUGGACUGAUCCCAUGCAAAGACAAUUUGAGAGACUGCAAUCUACAAUGAAAUAUUACGCGGUGCAACACCCUUCCUUGAUAGGAAACGCAUCGGUCAAGUUCAUCAAGGAGAAGUGGCACUUCAGGAAUAAGCCUAUCGUUGUGGUGUUGGACCCUCAAGGAAAGGUGGUGUCCCCCAAUGCAAUUCGCAUGAUGUUGAUUUGGUUACACAAUGCCUUUCCUUUAACUAGUUCGAGAGAAGAAGCGCUCUGGAGGGAAGAGACUUGGAGGCUUGAGCUUCUAUUCCCGUCUGAAUUGGACCCAACAAUGCACAACUGGGUUAACGAAGGAAAAUACAUUUUCUUGUAUGGAGGGAACGACAUCGAGUGGAUUCGAAGAUUUACACACUCAGCACGCGCAGUUGCACUGGCCGCGCGCAUACCCUUAGAGAUGUUCUAUGUGGGAAGGAGCAGGGAAUGGGAGAAAGUCAUAGCAACAAUCAAGUUGGAGAAGCUAAGUUCUUGGGAAGAGCAAUUACAAAUGUUGUUCUUCUGGAACCGCCUUGAGAACAUGCUGUUGUCGAAGAAGCAACUAGGCAAGGCUGACGACGACGUCGACCCCGUGACACUUGGGGUAAAGAAGCUGCUUAGCUACGACAAAGAGGACGCCGUAUGGGCUGUGCUGGGAAAAGGGUCUAGGAUUGUGGUCAACAGUCAUGGAAACACGGUGUUGCGGACCUUGUUGGAGUAUGAGACAUGGAAAGCGAAUGUGGAGUUACAGGGUUUUGAUGUGGCUUUCAAGAACCACCAUGAUCACCUGCUUAUUCAGGCUUAA
Corylus avellana is the source of this 1983-nucleotide messenger RNA. RefSeq names its product protein SIEVE ELEMENT OCCLUSION B-like. Gene Ontology annotation, biological process: phloem development. The record is from RefSeq and is a predicted model, not a curated record. NCBI's taxonomy places the organism in Eukaryota, Viridiplantae, Streptophyta, Magnoliopsida, Fagales, Betulaceae.